AUGACAACUACUGACGAGACUACAGACGAGAACAGACGGAUUACAGACGAGACUACAGAUGAGAACAGAGGGACUACAGACAAGACUACAGACGAGAACAGAGGGACUACAGACUAUACUAUAGACGAGACUACAGACCAGAACAGACGGACUACAGACGAGACUACAGACCAGAACAAACGGACUAUAGACGAGACUAUAGACGAGACUACAGACGAGAACAGAGGGACUACAGACGAUACUACAGACGAGACUACAGACGAGAACAGAGGGACUACAGACGAUACUACAGACGAGACUACAGGCGAGAACAAACGGACUACAGACGAGACUACAGACGAGAACAGACGGACUACAGAGGAGACUUCAGACGAGAACAGACGGACUACAGAUGAAAACAAACGAGAGUACAGACGAGACUACAGACCAGAACAGACGAAAACAGACGAGACUACAGACAAGAACAGACGGACUACAGACGGACUACAGACAGACUACAGACGAGAACAGAUGGACUACAGACGAGACUACAGACAAUACAAGACUACAGAAGAGAGUACAGACACGACCACAGACGAGAACAGACGGACUACUGACGAGAACAGACGGACUACAGACGAGACUACAGACGAGAACAGACGGACUACAGAGGAGACUUCAGACGAGAACAGACGGACUACAGAUGAAAACAAACGAGAGUACAGACGAGACUACAGACCAGAACAGACGAAAACAGACGAGAGUACAGACGAGACUACAGACGUGACUACAGACGAGACUACAGACGAGACUACAGACGAGAACAAACAGACUACAGACGAGAACAAACGGACUACAGACGAGACUACAGACGAGAACACACAGACUACAGACGAGACUACAGACAAGAACAGACGGACUACAGACGGACUACAGACAGACUACAGACGAGAACAGACGGACUACAGACGAGACUACAGGGAAAGGGGGUCCGGUGAUGGAACAGAUCUUCUGUCCGUUCCGGUGCAGAGGCGUUUGAUGGCGGCGAGGGUCCCUUACGGCAAGAGCGGCUUCGAUGUGUUCUCCUUCUUCGAGUGGGAAGACGUCCGUUGA
Messenger RNA from Labrus mixtus (cuckoo wrasse), 1092 nucleotides. Its product is annotated as surface protein P113-like. The transcript has 4 exons. NCBI's taxonomy places the organism in Eukaryota, Metazoa, Chordata, Actinopteri, Labriformes, Labridae. The record is from RefSeq and is a predicted model, not a curated record. The coding region runs from base 1 to 1092 and encodes 363 amino acids.